ACUUGCACUCGCCCGACCAACGGUCCGAGUUCGACGGAUACUCAGCGGUUUGUCGAGCGUUAUCGGGAAUCCUCGCCAGUUGCCACAGUGAUACUAGUAUAGACAGUAUAGUACCUUCAAAUUUUUAAUUAUAUAAUAUCAUAUAUCAUAUUAUUAUUAUCACCGUUUUUGACGUAAAACCGCAUCGGCGUGUGCGCGUGUAUGUAAUUAAUACAUUUAACAAUAAAUUACUAAUUGCCAAUUGGAAUUAUUAUCAAUCGUUUGUGGCCCAACCAACACGGGUCCUGUAGAAUUUUGAUUUUCGACACUACUGUUUAUCUCCUCUCAGUCCUCUCCACCGCGUUCGAUUCAGUCGUAAAUAUUGUGGUUUUCGUCCUGCACCGCUGUUCGAAUAAUUUAAAAUGGCUGAUCCAGGAUUUCCUAGUCAACAUACUACUACUACUACUGUUACUAAUACUGAAAUUAUCUCAAACUUGAGAUAUGACAAUGCAUACUUAUACACAUUAGAAGGAAAAUUAAAAAUUGCCCAAAUUGUGUUUGUUUUAUUAAGUCUUAUAGCAGUUUCAUUCUCUACAUACAGUAUGUGGUAUCAAAAUAGCGCUGUCACAUCAAUAUCAAUGUUUGGAUUUUGGUUUUCUUUAUUUAUGUUGGUGUUCUAUAUAUUUCACGUGGUUGAAUGUUUUUAUAAAAUACCAUGGCUUAAAAUUGAGAUGAUUUUUGAUGUUUGUUGGCCAAUACUUUACCUUUUAUCAGCGUCAUCUGCAGCAGCUUAUACUGGAUUACAUUUUAGCUACAUGAUAAGUUUGUUAUUUGGAUUUGCUGCAAUGUUCGCAUAUGGAUAUGAUGCUUUACUGAAGUAUCAAGCAAUACAACGUGGAGAAAUUGCCCAAGGAAAUAUAUCAGUUCAUAAACAAACAACCACAUCAACUGCAUCAUACUGAUACAAUUUAAUAGUUUUAUUUUUACUAAUUUAUACAGUUAAUCACUAUUUACCAUAUUUAUUUUACUAACAUUAAUAUAUAAUAAUAGUUUUUAAUCAAACAUCACAAUCAUUUUUGUUUUAA
This is a messenger RNA of Rhopalosiphum maidis (corn leaf aphid), 1064 nucleotides long. Its product is annotated as MARVEL domain-containing protein 1-like. The record is from RefSeq and is a predicted model, not a curated record. Lineage: Eukaryota; Metazoa; Arthropoda; Insecta; Hemiptera; Aphididae. Gene Ontology annotation, cellular component: membrane. The transcript is spliced from 5 exons. Bases 402 to 941 code for a protein of 179 amino acids.